This is a messenger RNA of Psammomys obesus (fat sand rat), 438 nucleotides long. RefSeq names its product peptidyl-prolyl cis-trans isomerase A-like. The record is from RefSeq and is a predicted model, not a curated record. The coding region runs from base 1 to 438 and encodes 145 amino acids. Lineage: Eukaryota; Metazoa; Chordata; Mammalia; Rodentia; Muridae. Gene Ontology annotation, molecular function: peptidyl-prolyl cis-trans isomerase activity. Gene Ontology annotation, biological process: protein peptidyl-prolyl isomerization. The transcript has 2 exons.
AUGGUGACAGCACAGCAGCCUUUCCCCCUGGAGAGGCGUUUGCGGAGACAUAAGAUGAGCCCUCUGUACGCCUCUAAGAUUCCGUGUAGCUCUGCAUCCGCUGAGUGCACAAAUCAGGUCGUAGUGUCGGAACCGUGUGGGAGGCCCAGGAAGAGAACCAACGCGCACAGGUCCAUCUACGGGGAGAAAUCUAAAGGUGAGGUUUUCAUCCUGAAGUAUCUAGGUCCUGGCAUCUUGUCCAUGGCAAAUGCUGGAGCAAACACAAAUGGUUCCCAGUUGUUCGGGCUGAGCACAGAGCAGCCGCAUGAAAAACACGUGGUCUUGGGGAAGGUGAAAGAAGGCAUGAGCAUGAGUAUCAUGGAAGCCAUGGAGUGUUUUGCAUCCAGGAAUGGCAAGACCUGGAAGAAAAUCACCGCUGCUGCCGACAAACAGCUCUGA